CCGGGAACGUCCGCCAUGAGGAGAAGUGAGGUGAUUGCAGAGGAGUCCAUACUAUGUCUCCAAAAGGCCCUGAAUCAUCUUCGGGAAAUAUGGGAAUUAAUUGGGAUUCCUGAGGACCAGCGGUUACAACGAACUGAGGUUGUACAUAAGCACAUCAAGGACCUCCUGGAUAUGAUGAUUGCUGAAGAGGAAAGCCUGAAGGAAAGGCUCAUUAAAAGCAUAGCCAACUGUCAAAAAGAGUUGGCUACCCUGUGCAACGAGUUGCAGGUUGAGCCAUUUCAGGAAGAAGGAGAGCCAACCAUCUUGCAGCUAGAAAAGGAUUUGCGCACUCAGGUAGAACUGAUGCGCAAACAGAAAAAGGAGAGAAAACGUGAACUGAAACUACUUCAAGAACAAGAUCAAGAACUGUGUGAAGUUCUUUGCAUGCCACACUAUGACAUUGACAGUGACUCUGUUCCCAGCUUAGAAGAGCUGAACCAGUUCAGACAACAUGUGGCAACUUUGAGGGAAACAAAGGUAUCUCGGCGUGAGGAGUUUGUCAACAUAAAGAGACAGAUCAUACUGUGUAUGGAAGAAUUAGAACACACCCCAGACACGAGCUUCGAAAGAGAUGUAGUAUGUGAAGAUGAAGAUGCCUUUUGUUUAUCUUUGGAGAAUAUUGCAGCACUGCAAAAGCUGCUACAGCAGCUGGAAAUGCGAAAAUCACAAAACGAAGCAGUGUGUGAGGGGCUGCGUGCUCAGAUCCGGGAGCUCUGGGACAGGUUGCAAAUACCAGAAGAAGAGAGAGAAGCUGUGGCCAUGGUUAUGACUGGGUCGAAGGUCAAGGUUAAGAAAGCGCUGCAGUUAGAAGUGGAUCGUUUGGAAGAACUGAAAAUGCAAAACAUGAAGAAAGUGAUUGAGGCAAUACGACUGGAGCUGGCUAAGUAUUGGGACCAGUGUUUCUACAGCCAGGAGCAGAGACAAGCUUUUGCUGCUUACUAUGAUGAGGACUACACAGAAGGUCUGCUCCAGCUCCAUGACGCUGAGGUUGUGCGGUUAAAAAACUACUAUGAGGUCCACAAAGAACUUUUUGAAGGUGUGCAGAAGUGGGAAGAAAGCUGGAGGCUCUUCUUAGAGUUUGAGAGAAAAGCGUCAGAUCCAAGCCGAUUUACAAAUCGUGGAGGAAAUCUGCUAAAAGAGGAAAAGCAACGAGCCAGGCUCCAGAAAACACUCCCUAAGCUGGAAGAGGAAUUGAAGGCCCAGAUUGAAAUGUGGGAACAGGAACAUUCAAAGGCAUUUGUGGUAAAUGGACAGAAAUUCAUGGAGUAUGUGACUGAACAGUGGGAGAUGCAUCGAUUAGAGAAAGAGCGAGCCAGGCAGGAAAGGCAACUGAAGAACAAGAAGCAGACAGAGACAGAGAUGCUAUAUGGCAGUGCUCCCAGAACACCAAAUAAGCGGCGAGGACUGACACCCACCACACCAGGGAAAGUGCGCAAGCUGAACACUACCAUCAUGUCCAAUGCCACCGCCAACAGCAGCAUUCGGCCUGCCUUUGGAGGGACAGUCUACCGCUCCCCAGUGUCUCGACUUCCACCUUCUGGCAGCAAGCCGGUCCUCACGUCUACCUGUUCAGGGAAAAAAAACCCUCGUGCUGGCCGGCAUGGAGCUGACAAGGAGAACCUGGAGCUCAAUGGCAGUUUGCUGAGCGGUGGGUACCCCAGCUCAGCCCCCCUCCAGCACAACUUCAGCAUUAAUUCUGUUGCCAGCACCUAUUCUGAGUUUGCGAAGGAUCCAUCCCUCUCAGACAGCUCCACUGUUGGGCUUCAGGUCUGUAUGGCAACCCCUGCAUGUCACAUGUCCCUUUUUCAAACCAAUCUGUCGUCUGCUGGCUUCAUUCCCAUCUGGGCACAGAGCUACACUAACCAGUAAUCAUCAGUUGUGCUACCACAGGACCUUUGCAGAGGAAACAAGAAUUGCCAAUACAGAUGGCAUAAGCAAUAACUGGCUUCAGCUCCCAACAUACUAACCUGCCGAUUAACAAGAAAACUCGUUCAGACUUGAAUUGGAUUCUCAGCCCCACCGAAAGUCAGGCAAAGUUUUUGUAUCAUGUUAUUUCACGAGGGAAAACGUUUACCAUCCCCGAUUAUGACAUCAGAGGCCUCCCACAUGCUGGAAAGAAGAGCGGCCCCAUCACCUGGGGAGGGGAGCCCCAGCUGUGUGCUGCUUAUAACGAGGUUCUUGGCCUGCGUGAUGAUUAUGUCCUGGAGUAUAUGCCUUACUAACCCCACUCUGAGCUAGCCAAUGCUCAUUUCCUUGCCUUUGCCUAUUUCUACCACAUUGAGCUGCUAAAGCACAUGAAUGUUCUUCAGCUCCUAGUGCCCUUUACUUAAUGAGAGAAGAUACUCUUCUCUCAGUAUCUUCCUGUUGAGAGGUGAGGCUGCCUUGCCCUUGGGAGAUGCUGAGUUACAGGCGAGGGUGCCCACUCUCUUCUUGCUGCAGGGAUGGAGAAUGGCCCAGUUGUCCAUGGCUAUAGCUCGUUUGAGCAGUGGAAUUAGCUUCAUAUUUGGGUACUUUUUUCAAAUUACAUGACUGGUGGGGUUCUAUUUGCAGAAGGGGGUGCGUGUUGCUUUGGCUAGCUGAUGGCUGGACCGAGGGUCCAGGUGUUUUUUGGCUUGCUCAGUCCAGCCCUGUUUCAUCCACUUGGAGCUUAACUGUAUCUGCCUACCUAUGGUUAAGCCUAAGGAGGUUCCUAUGGUUUUGGUUACUGUGGGUGGCAAACUCCACCAGGCAGCACUGAAGCCAGUAGACUGACCUCUACUAACGUCUGUCUUUCUCGUGGUCAUCCAUGCUUUAUCUUCUCUGUACCAUGUGCUCCAGCAUGAGAUCAAAUCACCAGCAGGUUACAAGUCCCUCAGCCCCAGGGAUUGGUAGAUAUAUGGUCUGGCCCAUUGUUUUAUAAAGGACUCAAACACCAAAGCUUGUUGCCUACCCAGCUUGUGAAGUAUAAGGAAUUUCUCUUCUGGCUGAGGGAAAGGGUCACAUGCUUAAUCUGCCACUAAUAGAAUGGUGCUCAGAGUGCCUCACCAUCUGCUCCUAACACAGCCUGUGCUGUACACCUGUGUCUGGGAAACAGCCCUCGUGAGGCCUUAUGCUGACACUUAACCCAUGCUUUCAGGGGUGGGCAUGCAUGAGGGGAUGUUGUCACUAA
Molossus molossus (Pallas's mastiff bat) is the source of this 3187-nucleotide messenger RNA. It is a transcript of the gene PRC1, whose product is annotated as protein regulator of cytokinesis 1. Lineage: Eukaryota; Metazoa; Chordata; Mammalia; Chiroptera; Molossidae. Bases 16 to 1908 code for a protein of 630 amino acids. Gene Ontology annotation, biological process: mitotic spindle midzone assembly; microtubule cytoskeleton organization. The transcript is spliced from 14 exons. Gene Ontology annotation, molecular function: microtubule binding. Gene Ontology annotation, cellular component: mitotic spindle midzone; cytoplasm; spindle. The record is from RefSeq and is a predicted model, not a curated record.